This is a messenger RNA of Rotaria sp. Silwood2, 906 nucleotides long. NCBI's taxonomy places the organism in Eukaryota, Metazoa, Rotifera, Eurotatoria, Philodinida, Philodinidae. The record is from the annotation of a GenBank genome assembly.
AUGCAUAGACAGACACAUAAUGAUUAUAAAUGUUUACGUGAAAUGCGAUAUCAAUGGCAAAAAGAACAACAACUUAUUCGAAAAAAAUAUCAAAUACCAUACAAUAUAACUUAUACAUCUAAACAAUGUUUUAAUAAACAUAUUCCUAUGAUAUCAAAAGCUGAAUUUAAUGAUUAUAAAACAAAGACUGAUCAAUUAGAUAAACAUAGUUUUAAUAUUAAAUAUUGUUCGAAAUGCAAUUUAAAUAUAACUAAAUGUCUAUGUUCGAAUGAAUCAAGUCAAUGUUCGAUUAAUUUAAAAAAGAAAUCAUAUUCAACAAAUAAGACAUCAAAAACUUCAUCAAGAAAUUUUCUUCAUGAACAACAUGUCAAUAGUGAUUCAAGUUUAAUCAAUUUUUCAUCUAUUGAACGAACAAAUUCAAUACAUAAUAAAAAACAAUAUGUUUUACUCGAUUGGAAUAAUUGUCAAUCUCUUAGUAAUUUUAUUCGAACAACUAAACUCAAUAAAAAUCUUUUAAAUAUGACAAUCGAACAAUUACAUGAAUUAAUCAUUAAACAUGAUCAUAUUCAUAUAUUUCAAUCAAUUAUUGAUUUAAUACUUUCUAUGAAUAGAGAAGAACGUCAAAAAUUUCUUUGUCAUAUUUAUAUUGAUCCAUAUUAUUAUUCAACUAUUCAAGGUACUAUUCCAUUAUUUCAAUCACAAUUAAUUGCUGAUAAUAAUAAUCUCGAUCAUGUUCUACAUAGUAUUAAAAAAAUAGCAACUUUACUUGGUGUAAAACUUGAUCAAUCUAUUAAUAAAAUUUUACAUGAAAAAUUAUCAACAAAACAACGACAAUCAAUAUUAAAUCAACACUCACUAUUUAUUGCAUCAAAAAUUCCUUAUAAUACUUUUGUUCGUGCUCAAUAG